Canariomyces notabilis is the source of this 1480-nucleotide messenger RNA. RefSeq lists its product as uncharacterized. The record is from RefSeq and is a predicted model, not a curated record. The transcript has a single exon. Lineage: Eukaryota; Fungi; Ascomycota; Sordariomycetes; Sordariales; Chaetomiaceae. Bases 151 to 1275 code for a protein of 374 amino acids.
UCACCCCACAAUUCCGGAUUCACGGCUCAGCUCGUCCAAGUUGUCCAACGGCCAACCUCAGACCUCAAGCCUCCAGCUGGCUGGCUCUUCUGAUCUUUUCUGACGAUCUAUGUACUGUACUCAAUUGCAACCGCCGUCGCAUUCGCCAAAAUGUCCCGCACCAUGGCGAUGCCGCCGCCGCCUCCGCUUCUCCUGACGAAGCGCGUGACGUCUUUUCUCCGCGCCAAUCUCUCCCCGCACAUCCACUCGGCCAUGCUGACCACACCCGCCGGGAACCUCCUCGCCCACGCCAGCAACCUGCCCGCGAGCGCUCUCCGCCGUCAGUGUGCCGUAGCUGCGUCGCUAUGGGCGCUCCAGGGACCAGCCCCAAACAGCGAUUCGAGAGCAGCAGAAGACGCAGGGCCCUCCUCUCCAGAAGCAGCAGCAGCGACCAUACCGCCGGGGAGCACCAUUACCACCAAGAAGAAGAGCAAACACUCUGCGCCGACUGUCACGGUGCAGCUCGACAGCGGCGCCAUAUUCGUGAUCCGCCGCCUGCGGUGCGGCAUGCUGUUCGUUUGCAUGGGCGGCACCGAAGAAGGGAACGGUUCAGCAGGAUCCAGAACCCCAACAACACAAACCCAAACCCAAACCCACCAUCACCAUCUCCAACCUUUGACCACCAACCCGUCUGUCGGAGCCGGGACCGGGACCGGAAGCGGAAGUGGGAGCGCAAGCGGCACAGCAACCCCGACGCGCAGACCCACCACCCCAUCGAAGCAGAAUGAGCCCACCACCACCCCAAUCAUCAACAACUCCAACACGACCGAUAACCCGACAACAGACCCCAACUUACCCGUCAACCCCCCACCAGCGGUGUUAGCACCAACACCAACAAUAAUCUCAACAACCCCCGCACCGGCGCAAGCGCAGGCAGAGACACAGGCACGACCAACAACGCCAACGCUGCGGCUCCAACCGCAGCCGACCCCACCGUUGGGCUCUCCAUCACCCUCCGAGUCAGCAGUCAGCAUCCUGACAACACACACGGCGCACACGACGGGCGGCGCGUCGUCCGCCGCAAGCAUGGCCACCACCACCACCACCUCGGGAAGCAGCGUGCUGGCCAUGCGGCGGCAGGUGGAGGAGCUUGCGCGGUGGCUGGACGACCGGUUGGGAGGGCUAUGCGUGCCCGAGGAAGGGAUCGGGGUUGGCGGGAUCGGUGGGGACGGGGACCGGGAACGUGGCAGGAAUGGGAAUGGGAAUGGGAAUGGGAUGCGGUUGGAGGUUCGGUGAUAUUACUUAGGUACCUACCUACCUACCUGCCUGCGUGAGAGAUGGGUGGGAGAUGGUCCAGGUUUUGGAUAGGCCGAGAGCACGGGUUAUUGUUUACUAUGGAUCGGAGCGGUGUAGAGUCAAAAGACAACGGGCUGGAGUACCGUUAGAGCGAUAGACAAAUACCAAUGUGGUCUCUUAGAAAGACAGUAUGAAGAAAUAAGCG